Passer domesticus (house sparrow) is the source of this 1543-nucleotide messenger RNA. Its product is annotated as serine/threonine-protein kinase pim-1-like. Gene Ontology annotation, biological process: protein autophosphorylation; negative regulation of apoptotic process. The coding region runs from base 1 to 822 and encodes 273 amino acids. Gene Ontology annotation, molecular function: ATP binding; protein serine/threonine kinase activity. Gene Ontology annotation, cellular component: cytoplasm. The transcript has 8 exons. Lineage: Eukaryota; Metazoa; Chordata; Aves; Passeriformes; Passeridae. The record is from RefSeq and is a predicted model, not a curated record.
AUGCGGACAAACGGGAAGGCGCAGGAGGCCCUGCAGGAGCGCUACCGCCUGGGUUCCCUGCUGGGGCGCGGCGGAUUCGGCAGCGUCUGCUCGGCGACGCGGCUCUCGGACGGCACCCCGGUGGCCAUCAAACGCGUGCCGCGGGAUCGCAUCCGGCACUGGAGCGAGCUGCCCGACGGCACCAGCGCGCCCCUGGAGAUCGUGCUGCUGGCCAAGGUGUCCUGUGGGUGUGCUGGUGUCAUUCAGCUGCUGGAGUGGCUUGAGCUCCCCGACAGCUUCUUGCUGGUGAUGGAGCGUCCAGAGCGGUGCCAGGAGCUCUCGGGUUUCCUGGCGGAGCGGAGGUUCCUGCCGGAGGAGGAGGCGCGGGGGCUGUUCCGCCAGGUGCUGGAGGCCGUGCGGCACUGCACCAGCUGCGGGGUCCUGCACAGGGACAUCAAGCCUGAGAACAUCCUGCUCAACCUGGCCAGCGGGCAGCUGAAACUGAUUGACUUUGGCUGUGGCGCCUUCCUCCAAGACACAGCCUACACCCAGUUUGCAGGAACCCUGGCCUACAGCCCUCCAGAGUGGACCCAGCACCAAAGCUACCAUGGCGAGGCAGCGACGAUCUGGUCCCUGGGCCUCCUGCUGUACCAGCUGGUCGUGGGGAAGCACCCGUUCAGGAGGGGCCAGGAGAUCAUCUGGGGGCGCAUCUUGUUCCCAGCACGGCUCUCUCAAGAGUGCCAAGAUGUCAUUAAGCGGUGUUUGUCCAUGCAGCCCUCGGACAGGCCAUCAUUAGAAGAGCUUUUCUGCCAUCCUUGGGUGCAGGGUGCUCCUCGGCCCUAGAAGAUGGGAGAGAUGCAUGUGCACAGUUGGAUCCAGGGGCCUGGCAGGUACCAGCUCCACACAUCUCUUGGCACUCAGUGGCAAAGCAAACCAGACUGGUUUUGUCCUGCCUGUAGCUCUGAGCAGGGGUCAGCAGAAGGGAACAAGCAGCUCUUGGGCGGGAGCUGAGCUGGAGAUCUGGUGUGGCAAGCACUGGUGGCCACCAUCCCCCCGGUUUGUUUGUCUGGUUCAUGGAUGGCUGGGGCCCUGGGCAGAGCCCUGACAGCCUGGUCUGUUCCCAGGGAAGGAGAAGGAGCUCCUGGAGAAGCUGUACCAGGUGGGGCUGCUGCUGGAGACAGCAAGGACAGCCUCAAGGAUGACAGUCUCUUCCUUGGCCUGGCCAGCUGAAGAAGAUGGACUUGGAUUCUGGCACCUUCUCUAAAGACACACUCCACACCCAAUUUGCAGAGGUGCCACAAGUGGGCCAAAGCUGGCGAGUGGGCCGUGUCCCUGAGGCAGUGCAGUCUGGAGCUGAUGGAUGGAGAAUUGCCUUUCUGCACUCCCAAACCAGAGGAAAAAUCUAAAACAUGCUGUAAAAAAAGAGUGUCCUUUGCUCCUGGUUCCCAUGCGGAGCAGCUCCCUUCCUGCUGGCUGAGCUGCUCAGGCAGAGCCCGGCAGCUCCUGGCCAUGCAGGGCUGAGGCUUUUCCCCACUGCUGGGCACAGACUGAUGGAGCAGCACUG